Hippoglossus stenolepis (Pacific halibut) is the source of this 2757-nucleotide messenger RNA. RefSeq names its product nicotinate phosphoribosyltransferase (gene naprt). Gene Ontology annotation, biological process: NAD+ biosynthetic process. Gene Ontology annotation, molecular function: nicotinate phosphoribosyltransferase activity. The transcript has 13 exons. The record is from RefSeq and is a predicted model, not a curated record. Lineage: Eukaryota; Metazoa; Chordata; Actinopteri; Pleuronectiformes; Pleuronectidae. The coding region runs from base 135 to 1805 and encodes 556 amino acids.
GGUGUGUCAGCGUGAGUUCGUAUGUUUUAGUGUGUGCGUGCGUGUGCGUGUGCCAGCGGGUGAAGGAGUCCUGGCUGCGAAGGACUCAAACUCCCAGACGUCCCCGCCUCAGUGAACCAGGAGCCGGGUCCUGGAUGAACAUGGCAGCGGUGUCCACAGACACAUGCGGGCGCGUGGAGCUCUCCGUGCGGGAGCGCGUGCCCCCGCUGCUCACCGACCUGUACCAGUUCACCAUGGCCUACGCGUACUGGCGGACCGGGCGGCACCGGGAGCCCGCGGUGUUCGAGCUCUUCUUCAGGGACAACCCGUUCGGCGGCGGCUUCUCCGUGUUCGCGGGGCUGCACGACUGUCAGCUGUUCCUGCGCAGCUUCCACUUCACGGAGCGAGAUGUGGAGUUCCUGCGCUCGGUCCUGCCCCCGGGCACCGACCCCGCCUUCUUCGAGUUCCUGCGGGGCCUGGACUGCUCGGGCGUCACGCUCCGCUCCGUCCCAGAGGGCACCGUGGUGUUUGCCAGGGUUCCUCUGAUGGAGGUGGCAGGUCCACUGGCUGUGGUUCAACUGCUGGAGACCAGUUUACUGUGUCUGGUUAACUACGCCAGCCUGGUUUGUAGUAACGCCGCCCGGUUCCGCCUGGCCGCCGGCCCCAAGAGGAAGCUGCUGGAGAUGGGCCUCCGACGAGCUCAGGGGCCCGACGGAGGCCUCACCGCCUCGCGAUACUCCUACAUCGGAGGGUUUGAUCUCACCAGUAACGUUCAGGCUGGUUUCCUGUACGGGAUCCCCGUCGCAGGGACCAUGGCUCACUCCUACGUCACCUCCUUCACCUCCCUGGAGGAGGUGUGGCCACAGACCCUGGCGGCGGCGAGCGGGGAUCCUGACCCGGUGGACGUCAUCUCUCUGACCAAGGGCUCGUUGACCCGUGUGUGCGAGCUUCUCGCGGCAGUGCCGGGGAAGAUCAGAGAGGGCGAGUUGGCCGCGUUUCUGUCCUACGCCAUCGCCUACCCUCAGAACUUCCUGCCUGUGAUUGACAGCUACAGCGUGGGCUGUAGCGGCCUGUUGAACUUCUGUGCCGUGGCCUUGGUGCUGUGUGAACUGGGCUACAAGCCUGUGGGAGUUCGUCUGGACAGCGGCGACCUCUGCAGGCAGUCGGUGGACGUGCGUCGUGUCUUCAGACUCUGCAGCGAGCAUUUCUCCAUCGCUGCUUUUGAUUCGCUGGUCAUCGUCGGGACCAAUAACAUCUCAGAGCAAAGUAUGAUCGAACUCAACGAGAAGGAGAACGAGAUCGACGUGGUCGGUGUCGGGACUCAUCUCGUCACCUGCACCAAACAACCCUCGCUCGGCUGCGUGUACAAGCUGGUGGAGGUCAGGGGACGACCCAGGAUGAAGAUCAGUGAAGACCCAGAGAAGAGCACUGUCCCUGGGACCAAAUCUGUUUACCGCCUGGUAGACACUGAGGGUCAUCCCUUUCUCGACCUGGUGUGUCUGGAGGUGGAGUCCCCCCCCGAGGCAGGAGUCCCUCUGAGCUGUUUCCCUCUGGGGAGUGAUGACUCCUCCGUCUCCAUCACUCCAGCUCAGGUCACCUGUCUGCGUCAGGAGGCGUUCACCAGAGGACAGGUUACACACCCUCCGUGCAGCGCUGCAGAAACUAGAGCAAAGGUCCACAGCUCCCUCCAGACUCUGCACCCCCGGCACAAGAGGCUGCAGGAGCCGGACUCUUACACAGUGGCGCUGUCAGAGAAACUGCACAACCUGGUGACAGAGAUCCGAAGAGGCAGCUCCAACGACAGCAACUUCCUCUUAGCCAACUAGAGACGACGCCUUCAGUUCUUAUUGUCUUUUCCUAUGAUUUUAAAAUCCUCAGAGUGCAAACAUUUGUCAAAACACAACAGAUCUCUGCAAAUAUAUUAAAUCCCGAACGUGUUGUCGCCCGUGUCCUUUAAAUCUGACGCAUGUUAAAUUGAAGAGGCAGAACUGUGCAAACUGUGGUUUCAAUGGAAACAAAAGUCACAAUCUCCACUAGAUCAUCAGUGGCGUUAAAUUAACUUGGACAUAAUUAAGACCUAAAAGUAUUUAACAUCUCGUACGUGAUAUUUAAGACCCGGCAGAAACUCUGAUAACGAGACGCUGGGACCCUCUUCUCUCCGGUGAAGCCUCUGAUGUCAGAUGGUAGUGAUAAUGAUGAUGUUGCUUCCGGCUGGUUUAUCCGAUCAGUUUGUUUUCGUGCCGUCAGCAGCAGGUUGAGUUCAGUAAACACGUCUCCUCAGAAUAGGAAAAUCCUCAGGACUUUGACUUUGGCCGACUGUAACGAAAACGGCAACAAAAAAAACUUUCUCCAGGAUUUUAUUUCAUGCCAACAGAGUCGUUUCAAAUCUGCCAUAAUAACAAAGAAUGUAUUGUUUUGUCAGCAGUUGAUUCACAAGCCUCUGUGUGUGUGUGUGUGUGUGUGUGUGUGUGUGUGUGUGAGAGAGAGAGAGAUUUGCUCUCGUCCUGUUUGUGUUUGACUUAGUUUGGACCUGAAGGUUCAGGAGAGUUCAAUGAUUAACUGAGGAGUCUCUCUCUCUCUCUCUCUCUCUCUCUCUCUCUCUCUCUCUCUCUCUCUGUUAUGUCACAGGCUCUUAAAAGUUAUUUCAUUUACAAAGAUAUUUCAUAUUUACUUUCUUUCCUCCAGUCGACGGUAACAUUCAAACUUUCAGCACGUGUCAGCUGAUUGACUAAAUAAUAUAAAUGUCUUCAGGUUUAUAAUAAAUAAUUGUCGACCUUA